AUCCUCUUUCCAUUUGCUGUUGCUUUUUUUUCGCUUUCCUUUCAAAGUUUCGCUUGCUUGCUUGUACUCUUUUGAAAGAAACUUUUUAACAUGGCACUCGUGCAAGUGCUUCAACAUGUCUGCUCUGUGUUGAGCAACAUGGAGGUUCAAACCUAUGAGUUUCAACCCUUCGACAUUCCCCACUUGACCGAUGAAGAAAACGAAAUGGUACAUCUCACAAACUCGUUAUUGGACAGACUGGCCCGAAAACAAGCUAGUCAAGAUCGAUUUGAAAAUAUGAAAGAAACUGAGCCUCCAUCAAAAAAAAUCCGCUUCUACGAAUCUCCAACCGCCACCGCUAUUGUGCUCACUCCUGAGGAAAUGAGAUAUCAAGACUCGCAGGGUCGAGCCAGUUGGAUAUCAAAUAAUGGAGCUGGAUAUUUCGCUUUGCCAACCAGUGAUGAUACCUCAUCCAUGGUAUCGCCGCCAGAAUUAAUUAUGUCUCCGCCUGCUUCCUUUUGUUGUACUCAAUGUAUUCAACAAGCUGCUGCUGUCGCCACGGAAAUUCGGAAUGGUCGAUUGAAUUGUCGUAUCAGCUGCGAUAAUCAUGGGGCCUCAUCUCAAUCACAAGCUCUUAAGGUUGCUGUUAAUGCUAUGUCAGAUCACUUGGAACGAAUUAUUUUGGAAAUAAUCCGCGUCGUUCGCGAAGCUGCCGUCGAGGGCAAACUCGGUGGUCAAGCUAUUGUUGACAAAGACGAUGCAAAGGGAGUCUGGAACCAAAUGAUUACCAACCUUAACGUCAUGGCCCGCAAUCACAGUGAACAAGUCCGAGACAUUGCUGAAGUGUCAACAGCUGUAGCUUUGGGAGACCUUAGCAAGCAAAUCACAGUUGAAGUUACUGGCGAAACACUACUACUCAAGAAUACAAUCAAUACCAUGGUCAACCAACUCAAUCUUUUUGCCUCCGAAGUGACUAGAGUCGCUCACAUGGUGGGUACAGAAGGCACUUUAGGCGUUCAAGCCAAGGUUCAAGGCAUUGGAGGAACAUGGAAACUACUCACGGAUAACGUCAAUACCAUGGCUGCUAAUCUAACGGCUGAUGUCCGAGAUAUUGCUACGGUCUGUAAGGCAGUGGCUAGAGGUGAUUUAACCAAGAAAGUCACCGUCGAGGUCAAAGGUGAAAUACUAGAACUCAAAAAUACUAUAAAUACAAUGGUCGACCAACUUCAGACAUUUGCAACGGAAGUCACGCGUGUUUCACUGGAAGUCGGCACCGAAGGAAAACUAGGGGGUCAGGCUGUGGUGAAGAACGUAGGCGGCACCUGGAAAGAUCUAACUGAUAAUGUCAAUCUUAUGGCGUCCAAUCUAACGAAUCAAGUGCGAGACAUUGCUAUGGUGUGUAAAUCCGUGGCAAGAGGAGAUCUAUCACAGAAGGUUACGGUCAACGUACAAGGAGAAAUUUUAGAGCUGAAAAACACAAUGAAUACCAUGGUUGAACAACUGCGAAUGUUUGCUGCAGAAGUCACUCGUGUCGCCAACGAAGUCGGUACAGAAGGCAAACUGGGUGGUCAAGCCGUCGUAAAUAACGUCGGCGGUACCUGGCAAGAUUUAACCGUUUCAGUCAACACUAUGGCGGCCAAUUUGACAGCUCAAGUGCGUGAUAUCGCCAAUGUCUCCAAAGCUGUCGCUCGUGGUGAUUUGACCAAGAAAGUUACUGUCAAUGUUGAAGGCGAAAUUUUGGAUUUGAAGGAAACCAUCAAUACCAUGGUGGAUCAGCUGCAAACCUUCGCAACCGAAGUCACUCGUGUUUCUCUAGAAGUCGGUACAGAAGGCAAACUUGGAGGUCAAGCCGUCGUAAAAGAUGUCGACGGUAUCUGGAAGGAUUUAACCAACAAUGUCAACAUUAUGGCUUUUAAUUUGACAACCCAAGUCCGAUCCAUUGCUGAAGUCACCAAAGCAGUUGCCAACGGUGAUCUGUCCAAAACUAUUUCCGUGGAUGUUGGAGGAGAAAUAUCUGAUCUUAAAACAACCGUCAAUAUCAUGGUGGAAAAACUUCGAAUGUUUGCAGCCGAAGUCACUCGUGUCUCUAAGGAAGUCGGUGUUGAAGGCAAACUGGGUGGUCAAGCGUUUGUACCAUCGGUGGGUGGAACUUGGAAGGAUCUGACUGACAAUGUCAAUAUCAUGGCCAGUAAUCUUACCACUCAAGUCCGUUCCAUUGCUCAAGUUACUAAAGCGGUAGCCGAUGGAGAUCUCAGUAAGAAGAUUGAAGUAGAAACGAGAGGCGAAAUUUUGGAUCUUAAGAACACUGUCAAUAACAUGGUCGAUCAAUUGAACGUCUUCUCGGCCGAAGUGACCAGGGUUGCCAAGGAAGUCGGUACAGAAGGAAAACUCGGUGGUCAAGCUGUCGUACCAUCCGUAGGAGGAACAUGGAAAGAUUUGACUGACAAUGUCAAUAUGAUGGCGGGUAAUCUUACCACUCAAGUUCGUUCCAUCGCUCAGAUCACAGCCGCUGCUGCUGAAAAUGAUUUCUCUCGUCUCAUUACUGUUGAAGCUUCUGGUGAAAUGGACAGUUUGAAAACGAAAAUCAAUCAAAUGGUUUACUCACUUCGAGAUGCUAUUCAAAAGAAUACUCUGGCUCGUGAAGCAGCUGAACUAGCCAAUAGAAGUAAGAGUGAAUUCUUGGCCAACAUGAGUCACGAAAUCCGUACCCCAAUGAACGGUAUCAUUGGUAUGACAACGCUCACUUUGGAAACAGAAUUAUCUCGUCAACAACGUGAAAACCUGAUGAUCGUCAGUUCUCUUGCGUUAAACCUUCUUACUAUCAUUGACGAUAUCCUUGAUAUUUCCAAGAUUGAAGCAGGAAGAAUGACGAUUGAAUCUAUACCAUUUAAUCUACGAUCCACCAUCUUCUCUAUUCUCAAGACUCUGUCUGUAAAGGCUAGCAGCAAGAAAUUGGAUAUGACGUUCGAUGUUGACUCGGAUGUACCUGAUCAUUUAUUGGGAGAUCCUCUCCGUACAAAACAAGUCGUUAUCAACUUGGUAGGCAAUGCCGUCAAAUUCACAAGCGAAGGAAGCGUUGAUGUUCGUGUUUGCGUAGUAGGUGAUGCUGGCAUCACUGAUGGACGAAUCACGCUUCAAUUUUGUGUCACCGAUACUGGUAUCGGUAUUCCUGAAGAUAAAUUAUCAUUGAUCUUUGAAACAUUCUGUCAGGCGGAUGGUGGUACUACACGACGAUUUGGAGGAACCGGUCUUGGUUUGACUAUCAGUCGAAGAUUAGUAGAACUGAUGGGUGGACGAUUAUGGGUAGAGAGUACCUAUGGAAAGGGAUCGAAAUUCUACUUCACACUGCCAGUCGCCGUAGGCAGCAACCAGUUUGAAUCUCUAGAACAACGGCUAGCACCGUUCCAAGGACGACAAGUUCUCUUUAUUGAUAGCUUGGGAUUACCGGAAAGCAACACUUUCAUGGAGCAAAUCCAGCAGCUUAAAUUACGACCCGUUCGUAAAACAAACGUUCAAGCAGUGGCCAAACAUACCAUCCCUGGAGGAACGGGUGGACCUAUUUUGCGGGAGACGGGUGACCCAAUUGAUAUGAUUGUUUUGGACGAAUUAUCGCUUGCUACCAAAGUUCGGGAACUGAGCCAUAUUCGCUACACGCCCAUUGUGGUGGUCGCCAAAACGUUACCGCCUCUGAACAUCAAGAUGUCCAUUGAUCUGUCUAUUGCCAGCUACGUCAAUGCCCCUGCAACACUGCUAGACAUAUCCACCGCCAUGCUUGUCGCACUGGAGAGUAACGCCGCUCUUCAAGGUGAUUCUUCCACAUCUGUCCCACUCACCAUUCUUCUUGCCGAGGACAACAUUGUCAACCAAAAGCUGGCGACUAGAAUAUUAGAAAAGUUUGGUCAUAAAUGCGAAAUUGUUUCCAACGGCAAACUGGCCGUUGAAGCUUUCCAGAACAAACGAUUUGAUUUGAUCUUGAUGGAUGUCCAGAUGCCCAUUAUGGGAGGAUUUGAAGCAACGCAAAAAAUUCGAGAGAUUGAACAAAAUGCUGCUACUGGAGAGCGGAUACCUAUUAUAGCGCUAACGGCCCAUGCUAUGAUCGGAGACCGAGAAAAAUGUUUAUCCAUUGGAAUGGAUGAAUAUGUUACCAAGGUAAAUAUCCACAUUUCAGAAGGUGGAAAGAAUGAUUCAAAACUAACUCCGUUGUACAUAGCCCCUCAAGUUCCCUGAACUUAUUGCCGCCGUCAAUAAGUUUGCACCCAACCGUCAAUACGGUAGUCGUAAUGAAGAAUUCGGAAACAUUUAAUGAUAACAGCAGUGAAUUGCUUGCACUUUACAUUUUUAAAAGCAAU
Molecule: messenger RNA, 4328 nt
Organism: Umbelopsis ramanniana AG
Lineage: Eukaryota; Fungi; Mucoromycota; Umbelopsidomycetes; Umbelopsidales; Umbelopsidaceae
Exons: 10
Coding region: 91-4206 (1371 amino acids)
Biological process (GO): phosphorelay signal transduction system; phosphorylation
Cellular component (GO): membrane
Molecular function (GO): phosphorelay sensor kinase activity
Source: RefSeq, a predicted model, not a curated record